This is a messenger RNA of Acanthamoeba castellanii str. Neff, 1257 nucleotides long. Its product is annotated as zinc finger, c2h2 type domain containing protein. Lineage: Eukaryota; Discosea; Longamoebia; Acanthamoebidae. Gene Ontology annotation, molecular function: double-stranded DNA binding. The transcript is spliced from 2 exons. The record is from RefSeq and is a predicted model, not a curated record. Gene Ontology annotation, cellular component: nucleus. Bases 1 to 1257 code for a protein of 418 amino acids. Gene Ontology annotation, biological process: DNA damage response; DNA replication.
AUGGAGAAACACAACGAAGGAGAGGGUGGAGGCACAACUAGUAAGGAGGAGAUCGAAGCGGCCAUGCGCGAGUUACGAGAGGCUUCGCAUCUGACCCUGGCCAACGUGCUCAAGCGCCUGCGAUUCGAGGAGGAGGACGUGGUCGCGGUGUUCCUCGUGGGCAGCCGGCUCUGGGGCUCGGCCAUGUUCGACAGUGACUACGACUUCAUCAUCGUCCAUCGCUGCCCCACCGCCAAGCGGCCACCCCACGCCACACUCCACAACGGCGAGAUCGAUGCGUCGGCCGUGCACGUAGACGAGUUCAAGAAGCGCGUCGAGGAAGAUCACGAAUUCUACGAGCUGCUGUGCCUGUGGCUUCCCGCCGACUACCGAUGGAAGGACGCUCCCCUCCCCUCCUCUUCCUCAUCUUCUUCAUCUUCUUCAAAAUCGUCAGCAAAGAAGAAGGCCUCGCCAGCGCUAUCUUCAUCUUCAUCUUCCACCAAGCCACAGACGUCAUUCGUGGAAUCUAUACGAAGGAGCUUCGUGCUCAAUCCAUCGAGGCUCUACGCGUCGAUCGAGGAGGAGACAGCGCGCGACUGGCGUGUAGCCCAGAAGUUCAUGGAGAAGGGCAGCCCCGACCGCGGCAAGAAGAUCCUCGUCCACGCUCUACGUCUGCUGCUGCUGGCCAUCCAGCUGGCCCGCGACGGCACCAUGCACGACCUCCACGCCGCCCAGCGCUUCCACCACGACGUCUUCUUUCCCGGCAAGACGAACAAGACGACAGAAGAUGAAGAGAGCUGGAGCCACUACAACGCGCGCUACCGACCCGUCUUCGACGACCUCCGCCGGCAGCUGCACGACCUGUGCGCGACUCAGGGUCGCCCGCAGCAGCAGCAAACACUACGACACGAAGAGAAGAAAGACGAUGAAGAGCCGCGAGUCGAAGUCCAGCCCCGUACGUUGACGCCCGCGGCCAUUGCCAGUCGCAUCAAGGCCAAGGGCCUCGAGAAGCUGCGGUGGUACUGCCAGUUGUGCGGAGAGCAGUUCCCAGACGAGAGCGGGUUCAAGCGCCACAUCACGACUGAGUCGCAUCAGCGCCGGAUGGCCAGCUUCGCGGGCCAGCCGCUCGUCGCGAAAGUGGAAGAAAAAGAGGAAGGCGACGAAGAAGAAGCAGAAGCAGAACAGAAGAAGCAGGGAAAGCCCCAGCAAGCAGGACGAGGGAAGCAACAGCGAGGACGAGGACGCGGACGCGGACGAGGCCGGGGAGGCAGCCAGUGA